Messenger RNA from Lindgomyces ingoldianus, 2052 nucleotides. RefSeq lists its product as uncharacterized. The transcript has 19 exons. NCBI's taxonomy places the organism in Eukaryota, Fungi, Ascomycota, Dothideomycetes, Pleosporales, Lindgomycetaceae. The coding region runs from base 1 to 2052 and encodes 683 amino acids. The record is from RefSeq and is a predicted model, not a curated record.
AUGGUUAGUUGGAGCUUUGGCCAGAUACUCUCCCCCAACCUCCACCUCACCCCGCCUCACCCCGCCUCACCAGUGAUAACCGUAAUAAUAACCAUCAAAGUCGAUAGGGGAGCAUUACGGCGAUUUGAGAUGCAGCCACAUGAAAAGAAACAUCUUGAACACGCCAGAAUGCAAUACUACGCGUUGCCAUUUACUCUGGAGAAAACAGGAAGAUACUUUGCGGUAGGCUCCCCCUGUUCAUAUCUUGGCUUUCUCCUUCGCCAAAAUAUACUGUCUCCCAAAACCGCCAGAAUGAUCCAAAUUACUCCUGAAUUAGGCUCUCCCAUUGGGUUUAGGUGGAAAGCCCUGCGGAUGUUAAUAUGCAUGCGUGUAGAUGUUUGGAUGAUAAAAAUGUGGAGAGAGGCUAAGAGCGAGGUGGAGCUCGGGCUAGGGCUAUUCCAACUCCAACCCCACUACUUUUCGUCGCCCAUGAAUCUCCAGAAUAUGCGCGUUGGCGGUAACACGGCGCAUCAACAAACAAGCAAGACCUGUUGGACCUCCCCAGCCAUUUCUACCGACUCUUUUGACAGGAAUUCAACUCUUGAGGGGAUAAAAAUUGCAGCCAUAGAUCAUAUUCUAAGCCCGACCACUGCUUCCAGCGAGGUGGGCUUCCAACGGGCCGUACUACGGUCCGUACAAAUACGAACGUACCAAGUUUCGGAAUUAGGUGUUACGACCCAGGACAAGAUCAAUCCUAUGACUAUUAUUGGUGGAACACCUCUUAGCAGCACAGGCGACUUUGGCACGGAUCGCGCGGAGUCGCCCAGAGCCCGCAACUAUGUAAUAGCGGUCACUGCGACAAUGGAUCCAAAUGCGGUAGGAAUCCACUCAGAGGCAUAUGGGAGUGCGUGGGGACUCAAUGACCUGGGAAUUCCAUUGACACCUAUAGGCCUUGUACGAAGGAUAUCAGAAAACUACCGAGCUAGCUACGGGAGAGAGGUGCAACUAAAUACAUGGGGGAAUAGGGGUCGAGGCCGAUACGGGGACCCUUCAGAUAGGUUCUGGGUAGUAAGCAGCAAGCUUUUAGACCUCUUUGCUUAUAACGUCUUUCCCUGGGUCGCCGGACGCACGCUGUCAACGGACAAGAUUAUGGGUUUCACCUCUAAGAUCUCUCCCUUGCAAGUCUAUCGACAUAUAAUCAAUAUAUCACUGUUCUAUGGCCAUCUCUCCUCCAUGAAACCCUGUGCAAUUGGAAUUAUCGCGUCUGUUGGUCAUGCUGUCGAUCGUUUCACUGACGCCAUCAAUCGCCACUUCAGCGGUUCUCCCUUGCUCAAUUGCAGCUGUGGGAGUUUCUUCGAAGCUCGGAGGGUCAGAAGGGAUGUGCUACAAGGAAAGAAUAUAGCUUCAAGCCUUGAAGGCACUCUGACCAUAGGUGAUGCAUUCCGAGAGUUUCGCCGAGCGGAAGAGAAGGUGGCGAUAGCCACUUGGCUUGCAUGGUCUACCUCAGCCUUAUCGUAUUAUACUGUAUUUUAUCCUCACGCUUUUAGCGGCUUGUGGCGCACCGCAGAAGGCUCCAGAACUUUCUAUAACGGGAGACCGGUCCCUGCGCACCCGCUAAUGCCUUUCGGAACGAGCCUUGUGAAUCCCGCUUCGAGGGUAAAGGGCGUUAGUUGGUCCAGCGUUGGGAGAGGAGAGAACCUUUCGUUUCAAGAGGCCUCUCCGCGGCUAGCGUACAAUCUACCAAUCGCAAGAAUCGGGGGCUAUCCUGCGCAUGCUGUUGAUGUGUUGUCUGUUGUGUGUUCUAUAUGGAUCUGGAGUGCAGGAUUUGGUCCGGAUAUGAGGGAUUUUCGUGUGUUUGCGUGGCUCAGCCUGUGGCUGGCGUGUGGCUCUAGCGUUGAGAGGGGGCGGAAGAACCUUUCGGAACUUUCGUUCCUUCAGCCUCCCCAGCGAACUCCGCAACCAAAGAAAACUUGUAUACACGGCCAAAUUGUCUCCUCGCACUGCUAUGCCGCACCUCUGCUACGCCGCACCUCUGCGUCCUCGCUCAUCUGCUUCCUCGCUCGUCCCCAAUAG